Messenger RNA from Nipponia nippon (crested ibis), 2104 nucleotides. Lineage: Eukaryota; Metazoa; Chordata; Aves; Pelecaniformes; Threskiornithidae. The record is from RefSeq and is a predicted model, not a curated record.
UUAUAAGGCUGUGGUACUGGCAGCAAAUCACUUUGGUCGAUUUUUCACGGGUCAGAUCACAGCUGCUGGUAAAGAACCCAUGUUAAAGGUCUUGAUCAUUGGAGGAGGAGUUGCUGGCCUGGCUUCUGCAGGAGCAGCUAAAUCAAUGGGUGCAGUUGUUCGUGGAUUUGAUACUAGUAGUGGUUGUGUGUCCUGUCCUGCUCUGGAACAGUUCAAGUCUCUUGGUGCUGAGCCUUUGGAAGUAGACUUAAAGGAAUCUGGAGAGGGACAAGGUGGUUAUGCUAAAGAAAUGUCCAAAGAAUUUAUUGAAGCUGAAAUGAAACUCUUUGCCAAACAGUGCCAAGAUGUUGAUAUUGUCAUCACUACAGCACUUAUUCCAGGCAAAAAAGCUCCCAUCUUGUUUAAGAAAGAUAUGAUUGAAUCAAUGAAGGAAGGUUCAGUUGUUGUGGAUUUAGCUGCAGAAGCAGGGGGAAACGUUGAGACUACAAAGCCUGGAGAAAUGUACGUUCAUAAGGAUGGCAAGGUGAUUUUCCCAGCACCUCCACCAAAUAACAUUCCUCAAGGAGCCCCUGUGAAGCGGAAGACUGUAGCAGAGCUGGAAGCAGAAAAAGCAGCUACUAUUACACCUUUUAGAAAAACUAUGACUAGUGCAUCUGUAUACACAGCAGGUUUAGCGGGCAUGUUAGGACUAGGCAUCGUAGCUCCUAAUACUGCUUUCACACAAAUGGUGACAACGUUUGGCCUAGCUGGAAUAGUGGGGUACCAUACGGUAUGGGGUGUGACUCCUGCUCUUCACUCUCCACUUAUGUCAGUGACUAAUGCUAUCUCAGGACUAACUGCAGUUGGUGGACUGGUAUUGAUGGGAGGAAACUAUCUCCCUGAAAACACUCCUCAAAGUCUAGCAGUGCUUUCAACCUUUAUCUCUUCAGUCAAUAUUGCAGGUGGGUUUCUAGUUACACAGAGAAUGCUGGAUAUGUUCAAACGUCCCACAGACCCUCCUGAGUAUAACUACUUGUACCUACUUCCUGGUGGUGUAUUUGUAGGAGGUUAUGCAGCCAUUCUCAACGGCGGCUAUAAUAUUGAACAGAUGAUGUAUCUGGGCUCAGGCUUAUGCUGUGUUGGUGCCCUGGCUGGACUGUCCACCCAAGGAACAGCUCGUCUUGGAAAUGCUUUGGGUAUGAUUGGUGUUGCAGGAGGUUUAGCAGCAACUCUUGGAGGCCUUAAACCCUCACCUGAAUUGUUGUCGCAGAUGUCAGGUGCAGUGGCACUCGGUGGUACCAUAGGUUUGACGAUUGCUAAACGCAUCCAGAUUACAGAUCUGCCUCAGCUAGUGGCUGCUUUCCAUAGUUUGGUUGGUUUGGCUGCUGUGCUCACCUGUGUAGCAGAAUACAUGAUCGAAUGACCUCACUUUUCUACUGAUCCAGCUGCAAACCUCACCAAGAUUGUGGCGUACCUUGGCACAUACAUUGGCGGGGUGACUUUCAGUGGCUCUCUUGUUGCUUAUGGAAAACUACAAGGUAUCCUGAAUUCUGCACCACUGCUCUUGCCUGGUCGACAUGCAUUGAAUGCAGGGUUGCUGGCUGCCAGUGUUGGUGGAAUGGUUCCAUACAUGAUUGAUCCUAGCUACACUAUGGGAAUUACUUGUUUAGGUUCUGUCUCAGCUCUCUCAGCCAUAAUGGGUGUCACUUUAACAGCAGCUAUUGGUGGUGCUGACAUGCCUGUAGUUAUUACUGUCCUGAACAGUUACUCUGGAUGGGCUUUGUGUGCUGAGGGCUUCCUACUGAACAACAACUUGCUGACCAUUGUUGGUGCACUCAUUGGCUCCUCUGGCGCCAUCCUCUCUUAUAUCAUGUGUGUGGCUAUGAACCGUUCCCUUGCAAAUGUGAUUCUAGGGGGCUAUGGCACCACAUCAACAGCUGGUGGGAAGCCCAUGGAAAUUACUGGAACCCACACGGAAAUCAAUGUGGAUAAUGCAAUUGAAAUGAUAAAGGAAGCCAAUAACAUUAUUAUUACUCCAGGUUAUGGUUUGUGUGCAGCAAAAGCUCAGUACCCUAUAGCUGAUCUAGUGAAGAUCUUGAGAGAACAAGGGAAAAAUGUCAGGUAA